Thamnophis elegans (Western terrestrial garter snake) is the source of this 1512-nucleotide messenger RNA. RefSeq names its product solute carrier family 10 member 4 (gene SLC10A4). The coding region runs from base 299 to 1498 and encodes 399 amino acids. Gene Ontology annotation, cellular component: membrane. The record is from RefSeq and is a predicted model, not a curated record. NCBI's taxonomy places the organism in Eukaryota, Metazoa, Chordata, Lepidosauria, Squamata, Natricidae. Gene Ontology annotation, biological process: bile acid and bile salt transport. The transcript is spliced from 3 exons. Gene Ontology annotation, molecular function: bile acid:sodium symporter activity.
GUGGCGUCCGACGGCCUUCUCGGGGGCGCGCCCGUUGGAGAAGAACGGCGGCGGCCGCAAGAAGCGGAGAGAGAGAGAGACAGGCGCGGGCGCUGAGGCGACGGACGGAGCGGGUUUGGGAGGACGCGGCGUCUCCCCGCAGCCUCACCUCGGAGGGGUUCGCCAGCCGCUCCUUCCCCGGCCGCUUCGCUUCUUUCCGCCCGCGGGAGGCUGGCAGAAGGCGCCUUCCAUCCCGCCCGUCUCUUCACUCGAAAGUGCCGCCGCUCAACGAGGCGGACGCGCCCACGGAAAACGCGCCAUGGACAGCUCCGCCGCUGCCCCGGAGAACCGCACGGGCGCUUGGCGCCUGCUGCUGCUGCCGCCUUUCGCCGGGAACGCCACGCCCGAGCCCCGUCCCGGUGCCGCCUCGGUUCCGUCGGCGCUGGGCUUGGCCCCUGCGGCCGGCGGCGUCGAGGCUCCCUUCUGGGACGGUCGGCUGAGCCACUGGCUGAGCGUCUUCGUGGGGCUGGCGCUGUGCGUGGCCAUGCUGGGCCUGGGCUGCACGGUGGAGCUGAGCCAGCUAGGCGCGCAGCUGAGGCGGCCGCUGGGCUUGUUGCUGGCGCUGCUCUGCCAGUUCGGGCUGAUGCCCCUGCUGGCUUUCCUGCUGGCCCUCCUCUUCGCCCUCGACGAGGGGGCCGCCGUGGCCGUCCUGCUCUGCGGUUGCUGCCCCGGGGGGAACCUCUCCAACCUCAUGUCCCUCCUGGUCGACGGAGACAUGAACCUCAGCAUCAUCAUGACUGCAUCCUCCACCUUGCUUGCUUUGAUCCUGAUGCCUCUUUGUCUGUGGAUCUACAGCCGCGCUUGGUUCAACACCCCGUUAGUGCGCCUGUUGCCCCUGGGGGCUGUCAGCCUGACCUUGUGCAGUACUCUAAUCCCCAUUGGUCUUGGCGUUUUCAUCCGCUACAGAUACACAAGACUGGCGGACAUUAUUGUGAAGAUCUCUUUGUGGUCUCUCCUGGUGACGCUGGUGGUACUUUUCAUUCUCACUGGUACCAUGCUGGGUCCUGAACUUCUGGCUACUAUCCCUGCCGCCGUAUACGUGGUAGCUUUGCUGAUGCCCUUGGCAGGCUACGGCUGUGGCUACGGGAUAGCCACCUUAUUCCGCUUGCCCCCGCACAGCAAGCGGACGGUGUCCUUGGAAACUGGCUGCCAGAACGUCCAGCUCUGUACCGCUAUCCUCAAGCUGAGCUUCCCCCCACAGUUCAUCGGGAGCAUGUAUAUGUUCCCUUUACUCUACGCCCUCUUUCAAUCGGCUGAAGCCGGGCUGUUCGUACUGGCUUACAAGAUAUACGGAAAGGAUCUGUACAAGCAAGAGGCUCUCGGAGGAGACAGCGAGGAAGAGACAGAUGUUUCUUACAGGAAACUGAAGGAGGAAGUAGUCCCAGAAAUUUCUUACGGCACCGUAAUUGCUGGGGAUCGUAGCGCAGGGGUUAUGGAGCCGACACAGACAGUCCUCUAGAGCAGUGUUUCUCA